CUGUCUUUGUUUUGUUUGUUUCCCGAGAAAAUGGAAAGUAAUAUUAGAAGUUUCAAGCAAAAACGUAAUUGAGAUUUCACAGCUGUCACUCUUAGCUGACUCUGUUUUCUGAUCUCUCUUAUCUUCCGGUUCCGGGAAUCAAACACGGUCGGUGUGUUGCUUUUGAAUGAGAAUUUGAUGACCGUAUGGUUCUGUUUGUUUGCACAUGAUGUCUUUUUAGGUGAUUUUGAGUAUUUGUUUGAGAUAUGAGCAAGGAGCAUCAGCCUGAGCCUCUUGAUUUCUUCAUUUGGACUGUUGAGGAUGUUGGUUUAUGGUUAGAAGAAAUAAAUCUUGGUAGCUACCGUCAAAUUUUCAAAGAAAAUGGUGUCAAUGGAGAAUAUUUGGAGGGCAUGUCCAUGUUUACAACUGAACAGAUUCUACGAUUUAUAAGGCGAUGCCACAUGAAAUGGGGAGACUUCAUCACGCUUUGUAAGGAGCUCAGGCGAAUAAAAGUGGCAUGCCUAAAAGGGGAGCAAAAAGUUCGGCGGCCAUGGUGGGCUCCGUCGUGCUUAUCACUUGUCUUCGUCAACCAUGCGAAGCGAAACAGACAGUCGCGGGUAGUUUCAUUGAAACUGGAACCAUGAUGCUGAUCUGCAUAUGUGUAUGUAUUUGUAGUUUACUUUUUGUUUAGGGGAUAAGGAAUUUAGGAAAGAACUCGACACUCUUAUUAUAAAUAUGGCAAAGUAUUGCUGGUACUUCUGCCUUGGAGAACUCUCUUUGAUAUACAAGCCCUUUGAUAUAUUUAUUUGGUUGAUUGUAUUAGUUCUGUCUAAA
Molecule: messenger RNA, 813 nt
Organism: Tripterygium wilfordii
Lineage: Eukaryota; Viridiplantae; Streptophyta; Magnoliopsida; Celastrales; Celastraceae
Exons: 3
Coding region: 246-623 (125 amino acids)
Molecular function (GO): protein binding
Source: RefSeq, a predicted model, not a curated record